Molecule: messenger RNA, 1169 nt
Organism: Durio zibethinus
Lineage: Eukaryota; Viridiplantae; Streptophyta; Magnoliopsida; Malvales; Malvaceae
Source: RefSeq, a predicted model, not a curated record
UUCUAUCUUAGAAAGCUGAAAAGAGUCGAAAAACAGAGUAAGAGAGAAAGGGGCGACCUGAACCAAAAAGACGAAAACAAAUUGGCAAGAAGAUUGAACAUAGUAUUUCUUGCAACUAUAGCCAUGGCGGCUAUUUUUCGGAGCUCAUCUGCAAAUACAGCUUAUGUUGUUGGGGAUGCUUUAGGUUGGGUCAGUCCUCCAGGCCCUGCAGUUUACACCACAUGGGCAGCAAACAAGACCUUCAGAGUUGGAGACACUCUUGCUAAGUAUCAGAAAGGGAAAAAAAAUCUUCGGAUAGUCGUUUCUUCUUUUAGGUUACUUUUUUUUUUUAACGAAUCAUAAUGAGGGCUGAAUAUUUGACAUGUUAAUAUGAAAUUUUGUGCAGUUUUUAAUUUUCCUAAUGGAGCAUACGACGUGGCUAGAGUCACAAGAGCGAAUUUUAAUGCUUGCUACACUGGUAGUCCCCUUCUUUUGCUUUCAAAUAGUCCCGCAAAUGUUACCUUCAACGAAACUGGGGAUCAUUAUUUCCUCUGCGCCUUCACUGGCCACUGCUAUGCUGGUCAAAAGUUGAAGAUAAACGUUAGUGCUGCAGCUUCGUCUCCUGCUCCUCAGCCUUCAACCUCUGCCCCUCAACCUUCUUCUCCUUCUCCUCAACCCACUACUUCUCCACCAGCUUCUGCUCCUCAGCCUUCUGCCCUUGCCCCAGCUCCCCAAGCUAGCAGCCCCACAGCGACUCCACCAUCCUCUCCCACACCCUCACCAUCAACGGCAACACCACCAUCCUCCAACACCACUCCGACACCUUCCACCAUCCCUUCAUCCCCAUGAUCUACCGACGGAGAUAAUAAUGCCACCCCACCAUCUGCUGGCAAGUUGGCAACAUCUCUAGGUGUUGCUGGUUUCUCCGCUACUUUCCUGUGCUUUAUUGUAGCUUUCUUCAUGCAAUUAAAAUAUAGUACUAGUAAACUAGAUUUAACGUGAGGGAGAUGGCAUUGAUUUUUCUGUGACGUCUUAUUGCUAUACAGUUUGAGAUUUUGAUUGCAAUAAAGAGAUUUUUUUGACAUUUCUGUUAUGAUUUCUGAACAUUUUGCCAAUAAUUAAUGAAGGUUUUGAAUAUUUGAGAUUGAAACGUGAUUACAAAAUUUUCAACUUCUAUAAGCAGUAAGAUA